This is a messenger RNA of Lytechinus pictus (painted urchin), 3318 nucleotides long. RefSeq names its product N-acylethanolamine-hydrolyzing acid amidase-like. The coding region runs from base 195 to 1124 and encodes 309 amino acids. Gene Ontology annotation, molecular function: hydrolase activity, acting on carbon-nitrogen (but not peptide) bonds. The record is from RefSeq and is a predicted model, not a curated record. The transcript is spliced from 7 exons. Lineage: Eukaryota; Metazoa; Echinodermata; Echinoidea; Temnopleuroida; Toxopneustidae.
AGCUUCCGGAAAGUCAGGUGAUCGCUUGUACACAAACAACAAGAGAGGCUAGGAUGGCAUCGAGGCUCUGAAAUCUGCUUAGCCUUAUCAUACUUUAGACAAAGUCGCGUCGAUGAUGAACUGUUGAUUCAUUAAGUUACAUUCAAGAAGAAUUAACUGAAAACGUAAAGGAUUAGGGUGGUCUAAGAAGAAACAUGGCACAAUUAGGAUCCGUGGAAUUCGCAUUCUUCGCGUUUUGUGCUCUAAUUUUGACGGCAGUGUCAGCGGGUGCUGGCUCGAGACUCCCGGCGGAAAGCCUCCCCGUACCACGGCUGAGCGUUAACCUCGAUUCUCCUGCAGAGGAGCGAUGGGGUCCCGCAUUGCACCACUGGAAUUUGACUCAAAUGAGAACUCUUUUUAUUGGGACAAUUGAACAAGUUGUACCCAAGGAAGCUCUUCCAUUGGUAGACCAGCUUGGUGAUGUCUUGGAUGAACUCCUCCCGGCCCCUUACUCAGGAGAAAUCAGGGGAGUUGCAAAGACUUUAGACAUUGGUGUCGGCGAGAUGGCUUUCAUUAAUAUGCUCUAUGACUUUACAGCAGCCUGUACAAGCAUCGUUGCCCAGGAUGCAAAUGGUACCAUCUGGCAUGGUCGAAACCUCGAUUAUAGUUUCUCAACUUCCUUGAGUAAUGUCACAGCUAUCGUUGAUUUCAAGUCACAUGGAAAGACUGUAUACACAACCACUUCCUUUGUUGGUCAAGUGGGAGUUUUCACAGGAAUGAAACCAAAUAAAUUUACCAUCAGUCUGAAUGAGAGAGAUCAGGGAAGUGUGUUUGAGAAUGUUGUUGAGUUGUUGAAAGCCAUACUUCUGAAGAAAGUCAAGUUUACUACCUUCGUCUUGCGAGAUGCUCUUACCAAUGAUAACAGCUUUGAUGAGGUAGUUCAGAGGUUCACCUCUCAAAAAGAGGUAUCCCCUGUGUAUCUCAUCAUUGGAGGAAUCAAACCGGGAGAAGGCGUGGUUGUCACCAGAGGCAGGGAGACAACUAUUGAUGUAUGGAGAUUGGACCUCUCAGGAAAUAGAUGGUUCUUGCUAGAGACCAACUAUGAUCACUGGGUACCGCCCCCUAAAUCUGACGACAGGAGGUAAGAACAUGUCCUAAUCUUCUCUUCUCUCACAUGACCCUCCUUACAGGGUAUGGUAGUGCUCAGUAGAAAAGUAUCAGGGGUCCAUUUAAAAAAUAAAUAUUUUGUAAAAUGCCAUAAUUGGUAAUUUACCAUUUUGAAUACCAUAAUAGCAGAAUGCGGUUUUGUUAUUUUUGUUUUCAUAGGCCAAUCGCCUGAUCGUUUUAUGUUUUGUUGUAAUCAAACGGAUGUCUUCUUAUAUAUGUUAUUCUAUUUUGUAUGUGAGACAUGUUAUUUUAUGUGCCAAUGUCAUUUUAAUUGUACUAUGUGAUCCGUUACAUCAUGGAUGUUUUAUUAUGUUUACCAGGGAUGAAAAGGAUCAAUAAAACAUGAAUUACAAAAAAAUAGUUGGUAAGUUUGCAACAGUUUGAAACUUUCUGAAAUGGAUCCCAGGUGGUAGUAGAAUACAAGAUGAUGUAUGUGACUAGAUGAAUGUUCACUCAAGGUUUCCAGUAGAACCAUACACAAUGAUAUAAUGGUUAUGGAUCAUGUUGAUAAAGUGUCAUAAGAAUGAUUAGGAUUAUGUGAACAUGUAGUAGAUGAUUAAAGGUAUAGUGUAUGAUUGGUUAAUCUUAGACAAGGUCAGUGAAUCAAUUGUAAAGAUAUUAUUUUCAUUAAAUAUCUAUAUCAAUGCUCUACUUUAUCACUCAAAAGAAAUUGGUAUAACUCUUCUGUUUUCAUGAUAUUGAGGGGUGAAAUAUAUAUUAUAAUAUGUCGGUUAACCUAUAUAUUUUGUUUCCGCCCUCUCGAGUUAACAAAUAAAUUGAUAUUAGAACACCGUUCGAAUCAUGCAUAUUCAUUACAACCUCAUGCAUAUCGAUGAAAUACGUCAUGGCGCAUGCGCGGUAUCAAGAAAUCCCCGUAUCAACAAAGUGCAGCGCUGUGUGCAGAAGUAGCUGAGUCGAGUAGAAGCAAACACCGAACGUUGCGUGCAAGCUCAAUGAGCCGAUGCUAGCCGGCUAGCGAUUGGUCCACGUCCUGGACGAUUUUUAUUGAUUGGGCAAACCAGGGGCAAACCUUAUCGGACUGUACAGGUACCCCCGCGCGCACACAUAACCAACACACACACGCCCUCCACUGAUUCACCUAACCCACUGAUUCACUUUCCCCGAAAAAAAAAUGUUGUUUCGUGUGACUAUUCAGGGGGUGUGUGUAUGCGUGUUAUGGGGAUGUAGUGUGUUGUGUUUGGUAGUCGUAUCGUACAAAAUACCAACAGUCCAGGAGGUGGACUAGCUAUAGCGAUAUGCUUGCGCUCUGCAUGCACGUUUACUUUAGACAUACUCCACUAUUAGCGAUAGCACACACAGGACAAUUACAAGCAUAUUAUAUGGAGCUAUAGCUCCAUGAUUGUAUCGUACGUGAAUAAGGAUUCAGACACGUGGAUUAUCGGACGUGAAUGACGAAGCAAAGGAUUGCCCAAUACUGCUUACUUUCGGAAUCUUAUGUCAUGAAUCUGAAAGUACUCCAAGACUAAAAGAGAUACGAGAAUCCCAGAGAAGGGCAAGGGCUGAGUUUGAUUAGACGGCCACCUCGCUCUUUGCGCUCGCAUCAAUAUUGUUAGGUAGAUGACAAUCAGAGAUAUCUAUGAUGACAAUCCUGUUCAUGAUUACCAAAAGUGCUUAGAAUGUCAGAAUUUUAGUUCAGAAUAUCAAUCACUUUUUAAGCCCAAGUGAUUGAUAUUCUGACCUAAAAUUUUGACAUUCUAAGCACAUUUGGUAAUCAUGAACAGGAUUGUCAUCUAAUUUUAACUAAACAAUAUUGAAGCGAGCGAGAUGAAAAAUUUUCAUAUGUAUAUAUAUGUAUAUAGACGGCCACCCCCAUUCUGUCUAGGGCCGAGUAUGAAGAAAGGGAAGGGCGAAGAGAAAAACGAUUAUUUUCAGGGCGGGAUGCAAAAUAGUAAAACAUAAAAGGAAGAUAAAAGUUGAUGGGACCAUGGAGGACACACAGUAUUGACAUGAAAGUAGGAUUAUUCUUCGUUGUUUAGACUGAACUUGCGAGGUCAAAAGGUGAGCUGAGAAACCUGUUGAUGCGAAGUAUGUAGCGUAGUCUACAUCGUGUAGACCGUGACAGUGUGUGUAUGCGACCAUGCAUCAGGUUGCAAAUUUAGAAUAAAGUGUUAUUUGGUCAAUCUUCACAAGCAGAGCAGAGGCAUCAUGAGC